GGCCGCCUGCGCCGCGCGACCAUUACCUCCCCGGGCGGCAAGGAGGAGCUGGUGGCGGCUGCCUCCCGGCUGUGGCAGCGGCGGCGCCGCGCCUGCCUGGCGGCCGUCGGCGUGCUCCUGGCCAUGGCGCUGGGGCUGCUUAUCGCCGUGCCGUUGCUGCUGCAGGCGGCGCCCCCCGGCGCGGCGCACUACGAGAUGAUGGGCACCUGCCGCAUGAUCUGCGACCCCUACACCGCCGCCCCGGGAGGGGGGCCCGCGGGAGCCAAGGCUCCGCCGCCGGGACCCAGCACGGCCGCGCUGGAAGUCAUGCAGGACUUGAGCGUCAACCCUCCGCCCCCUUUCAUCCAGGGACCCAAGGGCGACCCGGGGCGACCUGGCAAGCCGGGACCGCGGGGACCCCCGGGAGAGCCGGGCCCACCUGGACCCCGGGGUCCCCCGGGGGAGAAGGGCGACUCGGGGCGGCCCGGGCUGCCUGGCCUGCAGCUGACGGCGGGCGCGGCCGGAGGUGUCGGGGUGGUGGGUGGCGGAACCGGGGGCGGCGGUGACUCUGAGGGCGAAGUGACUGGCGCGCUGAGCGCCGCCUUCAGCGGUCCCAAGAUCGCCUUCUAUGUGGGUCUUAAGAGCCCCCACGAAGGCUACGAGGUGCUCAAAUUCGACGACGUGGUCACCAAUCUCGGCAAUCACUACGACCCUGCUACGGGCAAGUUCAGCUGCCAGGUGCGUGGCAUCUACUUCUUCACCUACCACAUCCUCAUGCGCGGCGGCGACGGCACCAGCAUGUGGGCGGACCUCUGCAAGAACGGGCAGGUGCGGGCCAGCGCCAUCGCGCAGGAUGCCGACCAGAACUACGACUACGCCAGUAACAGCGUGGUGCUACACCUUGAUUCGGGGGACGAGGUGUAUGUGAAGCUGGACGGCGGAAAGGCGCACGGAGGCAAUAACAACAAGUACAGCACCUUCUCGGGCUUUCUUUUGUACCCGGAUUAGAGGGGCAGGGAGCGCGAGGUGGGGUGGCUUCAGGCCGCCCCAUGCCCGUGGGGGCGCUCUGUUCCCUGGCGAGGACCACUCUCGCUUCGUGACACUUCCUGACAUCGUUGGAAAAGACACACCCCCGCUGUCCUUCCUGCCCCGCUUCCGACCUCCGUGUGUCUGUGACUUGCCACGCUCCUGGCUGUGCUCCUGGUCCCUGGCCCCAACCCGGGGCGGGAGAGCGGGACGCCCAGGUGGAGAAAUGAGCGUGAAACUGAAACCCCAGCCAGGGAGGCGGCAGCGCAGACUUUGCAGAGCUGAUUGGACUGGACAGGCCCCGGCGGGAUGCCUGAGCGCUUCCAGUCCCCCUCCUCCUCCGAGAGCCCUGAGACUGAGGGCCCCAGCUCUGGCCACCGAGGUAGGCCAAAGCGAGCAGGAGCUCCCUGGGGUGUCCUUCUUUGUGACCUGAAAUACUUGUGCAAAUGUCCCUGUCCAUCAGCUGAAAUCCCACCCUCAGCAGAAUCCCAGCAAUCAGAAAACCCAUCUCUACACCGCACUCCCGCCUCAGACCUACCGCGAUGCAUUAAAUUAUGUUUCUAGACUAUGGACUCUUGAUGUCUCUGUCAGCCUGGUCCUGGGACCGGGCCUCCGGAUGUUCACCUUGACAUAAAGACCGGAACUGGGCCCUGAAUAGCUCCAUCUCUACCCUGGUUGCCAACCACUGCCUUGUCUGUGCUGCCUGGGUGGGUGAAAAGAUGUGGGGAGAUGGGAGGGUAGCCUCUCACCCUUUAGGGUGAGUCUC
This is a messenger RNA of Cervus elaphus (red deer), 1771 nucleotides long. It is a transcript of the gene C1QL2, whose product is annotated as complement C1q like 2. The transcript is spliced from 2 exons. The record is from RefSeq and is a predicted model, not a curated record. Lineage: Eukaryota; Metazoa; Chordata; Mammalia; Artiodactyla; Cervidae. Bases 124 to 987 code for a protein of 287 amino acids. Gene Ontology annotation, molecular function: protein binding.